Messenger RNA from Sungouiella intermedia, 3342 nucleotides. Lineage: Eukaryota; Fungi; Ascomycota; Pichiomycetes; Serinales; Metschnikowiaceae. The record is from the annotation of a GenBank genome assembly.
AUGAGAAUCCGCAAACGGUCGCAUGCUCCAAUCUACUUGCGCGUGGAUGCAUACAGAGCUGCCGACUUGUUUUUACUGGAUAAGAAGCUGAGGUCCAAGACAAUUAAUGCGGCUAUUGUAGCUCGUCUUAAUGGCUACAAAAAACGUAGUAAGCGAAAGCUCAACACAGCUCAUCCGUCCUGGGACGAUCAUUUCAUUAUACCUCUCAAAACUGGCGACUUUUCUCAAGUAUUGGUGUUAGCCGUGUGGAAUCGGACUCCACGUACGAGAAGUUACCUCGGGGAGGUUCGGCUCAAAGUGCUGGAUAUUUUUGAUGGUGACAACGCUUCGUUCAAGACACUGCCUCAAUGGUACAAGCUCUACCUGAACGAGAGCGACCAUUGUUAUGUCACUGGUUCGGUAUUGCUUCUGUUUCUGCUUCUGGAUUCCAAUAAGGAAGACGGGGCUAAGGAAUCCACGGACUCCUCCAUGCGCAGCAGUGGUCCACAUCUCUUAGUGAGCCCUCCAACAGCCCCUAAUCUUUCUGUUGAAAACUUAAGUCUUUCUGAAGACUCUUUGUUACAGAAGUUUAAAGCUUGGACAAACUCCUUGGUUAAUACUGAACCUGGCGUCCACAUACUUUUGCCGAACGAGCAAGGCUUUUAUAAUGACUUGAAUGAGUCCGUAGAAGUCAGUGGCAUUAGCGAAGUAUCUGAUGUUGAGUCAAUUGAUGAGUAUGUCAAGAAACCAAGCAGAAAGUCUUCGUCAGGUCCUCUCAAAUUCCUACAAAAGUCCCAAAGUCAAAUGCUUGAGUCGGAGUUGACAAAAUCAGGCUCAGGAUUCCUUAAGGUAUUUCCAGAUUCUGAUGACUCUCGUACAGAUUACCUGUCUGCGUCAGAUGUUCUGUCUAUUGGAUCCUACAACAGUGACGGCUUCUAUGGCAGCGACUCAGGUUUGAGUGCUUCCGGUACGGAGAAGGUGAAGAAAAGACGCUUCCGGAGAAGAAAGGAGAACGAUGCCAAAUACGAGUUCCGCCAUCGAAAUAUGAAGGGUGUAAUGUUUCUUGAGAUCCUCUCGUGUUCAGACUUGCCUCCGAUCAAAAACUUCACACGUACAAGUUUCGAUAUGGAUCCAUUUGUUGUGGUGACAUUUGGUAAGAUGACGUUCCGAACAAGCUGGCAAAGACACAAUUUGAAUCCCGUUUACAAUGAAAGACUUGCGUUCGAGGUGAUGGACCACGAAAGCAAUUUCAAUGUCCAAUUCUCUGUUCUAGACAAAGACCAUUUUCUGUUUCACGACCAAGUUGCCGAUGUUUCAAUUCCUAUCCAAAGCCUUGUUGAAAUUGCUUCUGAGCCUUGUUCCCAAAGCGCCGCUGAAGGUCUUGACGAUAGAACAGCGGAAGAUCCCAGUUCCGAUAGUCCACCUGUGGCAGUUUUUAAAGCUGACAAUUCUCUCGAAGAAAAGAGCCGAAACCAAUCUACGAGUUCUUUGGCUUCUUUAUCGGACGCGCAUAGCCACCAAGCAAUCCAGAUAGCUGAGGAUGGGAACAUGGUUAAGACAAGAAAAAAAAAAAAGUUUAAGAGAAGCAGUUACACAGUUCUGUACGUUGACACAUCGCUUUUCAAGACUUUGGAUCUUAAGUUGACUCUUCAUGACCAGAAAUUGGCCCUGAAGCAUAAUCCAACAUUGAAAGUCAGGGCACGUUUCCUCACUUACGAAAAUCUCCGCAAGGACUUCUGGCGUAUUUUGUUGGAACAGUACAAUGUGAACGAGACCUCUACAGAAAUGGAUUCUAUUGAGAUGAUAUCUUUCUUGGACGCGCUCGGAUCUCAUAAUAGUGACGAAAUUGUGACAGAUUUCUACAAGCAAUUGGAUCGAUCAAUGUGGGGUGGGGAUGUCGUAACGUUUGACGAGGUUGUUGAAUUUUUGGAGAGCUACAUUGCUCGGGAAAAAUCAAAUCCCGAGGACAAGAUUUUCGAGAUUGACAGUUGUCCCGUGUGUCAUGAGAGGAGAUUCACAAAGAAAGGAGAUCUAGAUAUUGUGACUCAUGUCGCUAUUUGUGCUUCCAAAGACUGGAGUAUUGUCAACAAAAUGUUGACAUCCAGUUACGCAACAGGUCAAGGUGCGUCGAGAAGAUGGUAUUCCAAGUUUUUAAUCAAGUUGACGUAUGGAAAAUAUCAGCUUGGCAGCAACUCAGCCAAUAUUUUUGUGCAAGAUAGAUCAACUGGUAUAGUGAUGGAGGAGAAGAUGAGUGUUACUGUUAGAUUGGGAAUUCGACUUCUUUAUAAAGGCUUGGAUAAAGCAAAAACGAAGCGAAUUCGAUCAUUACUUCGAAAGCUCAGUAUUAAGCAAGGCAUCAAAUUCGACAGUCCUCUGCUGGCUCGAGACAUUGCUUCAUUCAUUCAAUUCCAUAAGCUUGAUCUUUCCGAGUGCCAGAUUAAGGAUCCAUCCAGAUUUCCAACUUUCAACGAAUUCUUCUACAGAAAACUUGACGUGGGAGCAAGACCAAUCGAGGCUCCAGAUGAGGAGGGAAUUGCUGUCUCUCCAGCGGAUUGCAGAUGUACAACUUUUGUCACAGUUGACAGUGCCACCGAGCUCUGGAUCAAGGGACGCAAUUUUACAUUAGCAAAAUUGUUCAAUGGAAAUUUCAACAACUUUGAAAAGACCAAUCUUUACGACCCCAAGAACUGCAGUGUUGGUAUUUUCAGAUUGGCACCACAAGAUUACCACAGAUUCCACUCUCCAGUGUCAGGAACAAUCGGCCCCAUGAAGUACAUCGAGGGAGAGUAUUACACUGUAAACCCCAUGGCCAUUAGAUCAGAUUUGGAUGUCUAUGGAGAGAAUGUCAGAGUUAUUGUUCCGAUUCACACAGAGAAAUUUGGAACUAUCAUUUUGGUAGGUGUGGGAGCCAUGAUGGUGGGAUCUACAAUUAUUACAGUGAAGGAGGGCCAGAAAGUGAAAAGAGGUGAUGAAAUUGGGUACUUCAAGUUUGGUGGGUCUACCGUCCUCUUGCUAUUCGAGAAAGAUCUGUUCUGUUUUGAUUCUGAUUUGAUUGACAACUCUAAGACAUGUGUUGAGACUCUUGUGAGAGUUGGUCAAAGUAUCGGACACCGUCCAGAUGUUCCUCAACAUAAGCGUGAACAUAUUGAUUUCAGUAAGCAAUCCAAGGGGUUCAAGUUGAGUUUGAUAAGAGCUAUUACUGGAGGAAAUGUCAAUGAUCUCAACACGUGGGAAAGCAAUAAGAUCAAGCUUGGACAUAAAAACUUGAAAGAAUUUAUUAUUGACGAUGACAUGGAUAAUGAGUCGGAUUUGUAUGAGGAACUUAAAGACUCGAACGACGAAGAUCUGAUUGAUUCAGAAUAA